Messenger RNA from Lodderomyces parapsilosis, 1305 nucleotides. RefSeq names its product peptidylprolyl isomerase. Gene Ontology annotation, molecular function: peptidyl-prolyl cis-trans isomerase activity; macrolide binding. Gene Ontology annotation, cellular component: chromatin; nucleolus. The transcript has a single exon. Lineage: Eukaryota; Fungi; Ascomycota; Pichiomycetes; Serinales; Debaryomycetaceae. Bases 1 to 1305 code for a protein of 434 amino acids. The record is from RefSeq and is a predicted model, not a curated record.
AUGUCUCAAUUAACACCUAUAGCUACUUAUAACUUGGCACUUAAGCCAUUCCAGCCACUUCCUGCUAUUGAGGAAGAUUUCCCAGUAACAAUUAGACUUACCUUGGCUUCUUUGGACCCAGAAGCUGAAGAUGAGAAAGCUGAGCCAUCCACUUUGAGAAUAUUGAAGAAGGUCACAUUUAAUGAGGAUGAUGACAGUGAAUACGACGAGGAUGAUGAUGAGGAAGACGAAGAGGAAGAUGAAUUGGAUGAAGUGGAAGUUGUCAAUGGAAAAGUAAAUGGAUCCAAGGAUGAUAUAGAAGUUGACGAAGAGGUUGAAGAAGAUGAUGAAGAAAAUGAUGAUGAAGAGGACGACGAUGAGGGAAGCGAAGAUGAUAAUGAGGAUGAUUUGGAUGAUGACAUCUCCGAAUUUGUUGUCUGUACUUUAUCACCAAAACACCAAUUUCAACAAACACUCGACCUUACAAUUACUCCAGACGAGGAAGUGUACUUUGUUGUCACUGGCUCUUACCCGAUUCACUUGACCGGAAAUUAUAUUGAACACCCUGCUGAUGAAAGUGAUGAAGACGAGGAAGAAUACGGUGAGUACGAUGAUGAAUAUGAUUUGUCACCUGAUGAAGAUGAAAUUAUUCAUGGAAUUGAUUUCAAUGAAGAAUACGAUGAAGAUGAAGAUGAAGAUGAGGACUAUGGAAGAGAAGAAUCGGCUGAGCCAGGAAAGAUUGAAGAGGUAAAAGACGAAAAAGAUGAUGAAAGCGCAAAUGAUAAACAAGCUAGUAAAAAAAGAGCAUCACCUGAAGAAGACACCAAAAAGUCCAAAAAGGCAAAAAAGAAUGCCGCAAAGAAAGAAGAAAAGAAGUCUGUUCAAUUUUCAGAGGAGUUGGAACAGGGACCUACUGGAUCAACCUUGGCCAAGGAUAAGAAGGAGAAAAAGAGUGUUGAGUCAGAAAAAUCUUCUAAAGACAAAAAGUACCCAACCAAAACUUUAUUAGGAGGUGUGAUAACCGAGGAUAGAAAGUUGGGCUCGGGACCAACCGCCAAAUCGGGAAACAAGGUUGGUAUCAGAUACAUUGGAAAAUUAAAGAAUGGCAAAGUGUUUGAUAAAAAUACUUCAGGAAAGCCAUUUAACUUCAAAUUAGGCAAAGGUGAAUGUAUUAAGGGUUUCGAUCUUGGUGUAACUGGUAUGAGUGUUGGUGGUGAGAGAAGGGUUAUCAUUCCACCUAAAAUGGGUUAUGGAUCCCAAGCUUUGCCAGGAAUCCCAGCCAACUCCGAGUUGACUUUUGACAUAAAAUUAGUAUCCUUAAAGUAG